Messenger RNA from Aspergillus aculeatinus CBS 121060, 2080 nucleotides. Its product is annotated as microfibrillar-associated 1 family protein. Gene Ontology annotation, biological process: mRNA splicing, via spliceosome. The record is from RefSeq and is a predicted model, not a curated record. The coding region runs from base 237 to 1793 and encodes 518 amino acids. The transcript has a single exon. Gene Ontology annotation, cellular component: U2-type spliceosomal complex. Lineage: Eukaryota; Fungi; Ascomycota; Eurotiomycetes; Eurotiales; Aspergillaceae. Gene Ontology annotation, molecular function: RNA binding.
UGCACCUGGAAAAGCAGCUUUCCCGGGUAAAGUUAACUUAAGUUACUGGCUGGGCUUGACACUCCACUACUUACCUAUACUCCAGCUUCGCAUUACAGGGUCCUUUAUUUACCAGCGGCUACACCUCCUCCUCCAACCCCAAUCAACCGAUCAACCACCCACACCACACACCACACACUACACACCACACACCCAGAAGGCCCAAGGCCCAAGGCCCAAGCUGAAGGCAAACAAACAUGCCACCCCCCCUCCCCUCCCACCACCGCGGCAUGACCGCCAACCCCCAACGACCGAGCCGCUACCGCCCCGGCAAGCCGAUCGCCGAAGAGCCUUCGUCCGACGACGAGGACGAGGAAGAUGAGGAGGAACAGCAACAAAAAGAGCAGGAAGAGCGCCGUCGUCGCGAGGAGCAGCGCCGGAGGGCGGCGGCGUUGGCUAAACCCCCACCCAAGGCUAGUUCUUUUCCCGCUGGGGCGGCUGGGGUGAAGGGGGUGAGGUUUGAGGAAGCGGAAGCUGAGGAGGAUGAAGAGGGGUUUGUUACGGAGGAUGAGGAGGAGGAGGAUGCAGAAAGGAAAGUGGGGGGCUCUGUUGCUGGCGAUGGAGCUGGAGCUGGGGUUUCGAGUGCUACUUCUACUGCUGCUUCUGGUUCUGGUUCUGGUUCUGUUUCGAGAGGGGGUGUGACGAAGGGGGCGCAGGUGGAGGAAGAAUCAGAGGAGGAAUCGGAAUCGGAAUCAGAAUCCGAAGAGGAAAGUUCGUCAGAAGAAGAAACCCCGCGCCGAGUCCUCCUGCGGCCGACGUUCAUCAAAAAGAACCAGCGCACCGCGAACGCCGCCGCCACUCCCGAAACCCAAACCCGACCCGACCAUCACGCCGACUCGGCCGCGGACGCGGAGGCCCGCCGCGCCCAGCGGCAGGAGAAAGCGGACGCGCUGGUGCGCGAGCAACUCGAGAAGGAGGCGAUCGCGCGCAGCGCCGCGAACCGGGCGUGGGACGACGACGAGCUGGAGGUCGCGGAGGAGGAGGCGAUCGACGACACGGACGGCAAGGACCCGGAGGCCGAGUACGCGGCGUGGAAGCUGCGCGAGCUGAGGCGCGUGAAGCGCGAGCGCGAGGCGAUCGAGGUCGCCGAGAAGGAGCGCGAGGAGAUCGAGCGGCGCCGCGAGCUGACGGCCGAGGAGCGCGAGCGCGAGGACCGCGCCUUCCUGGCCCGCCAGAAGCAGGAGAAGGAGGCCGCGCGCGGCCAGGCCGGCUACCUGCAGCGCUACUUCCACAAGGGCGCCUUCUUCCGCGACGACGUCGAGCGCGAGGGGCUCGACCAGCGCAAUGCCAUGGGCGCCCGCUUCGUCGACGACGUCGCCCGCGAGACCCUGCCCGAGUACAUGCAGAUCCGCGAUAUGACGAAGCUGGGCAAGAAAGGUCGCACCCGGUACAAGGAUCUGCGGUCGGAGGAUACGGGUCGUUUUGGCGAUGGGGUCAGCAGCCGCUUUGGCGGCGGGCAGCGGAGGAGGGAGGAUGCGCCGCUCGGGGUUACUGAUGAGAGAUUCAUGCCGGACGAGCGGCCCAGGGGUCCCACAGGCGCCAAUGCGUCGGUGGUGCGCGAGAGGCGGCGAUCCAGGUCGAGGUCCUACUCUCCCCGCAGAGACCGGUAUGGAGACCGGAGGGAGAGGCGACGGAGCCGCGAUCGCUCGGCAGACCGCUACAGGCCGGAUGGAGGCAGUCGCAGGAAGCGCAGUCCCUCGCCCUACGACGAUCGGGAGAAACGGAGACGAACAGAGGAUGCGAGAUCGGACUAGCCGGAGGUUCGGCUUGCAAUGAACAUGGUAUUUCUAAUUUUUAUUGGCGUUCUUGGGUAUCUGAGAGCACGGAUUGGGGGGGAGCUUUGCAUGUGGGAAAUCGACGUUUCUUUCCCCUCUUGUGUUAUAUAAGGUUCCUCAGCAUGGCGGCAUGUAUCAUACCUCGACGGGAUGCACAACCAAGUGAAGGACAUUUUGCUGGAUGUACACUCGGUGCACCUCGUCAUUGCCUCGCCUAAGGAGCAUCACGCCGCAACGCCGACGGCCACAUCUAGAUCAAAUCCGCU